GUUUACUUCUGAAAAUCAAAAAAGAGAAAAACAAAAGUGAAAACAUGUUGACUGUUCAAUUGAUCAUGCAAUCCGUAAAGCCAUUGGUUACGAAGCUCCCAAUCUCAGCUACCGUAUACGAGCUAAAGGCUGAGCUUCAGAGCCUUCUCAAUAUUGAGCCGGAAACAUUGGAGAUUUCUGCAUCUGAUGUAACGUGUGCCGAUUCAGAUCUUUUAAUAGAAGUUGCUGGUCUAGGCAAAAACAAACAAAUUAAGCCGGUUGUGUCUUGGAUCAGACUCGUGGUUGUCUAUCCAUUCGCCGAGUUGUUUUCUCAUCUCCUCUACCGUGCCGUUCAUGUUGACUCCGAUCCUUUGGCCUGUUUGUAGCAGAUCCUCCUUCUUCAUGUGGUACAUCCAUCCUUUCCCCAUUUUGAAGUUUUCUUUCCAAUUUUCAAACUUUUGUCUUGUUUA
Messenger RNA from Drosophila willistoni, 449 nucleotides. RefSeq lists its product as uncharacterized. The record is from RefSeq and is a predicted model, not a curated record. The coding region runs from base 45 to 365 and encodes 106 amino acids. The transcript has 2 exons. Lineage: Eukaryota; Metazoa; Arthropoda; Insecta; Diptera; Drosophilidae.